This is a messenger RNA of Ictalurus furcatus (blue catfish), 3651 nucleotides long. RefSeq names its product potassium voltage-gated channel, shaker-related subfamily, member 2b (gene kcna2b). Bases 1777 to 3261 code for a protein of 494 amino acids. The record is from RefSeq and is a predicted model, not a curated record. Gene Ontology annotation, cellular component: voltage-gated potassium channel complex; dendrite; membrane. Lineage: Eukaryota; Metazoa; Chordata; Actinopteri; Siluriformes; Ictaluridae. The transcript has 4 exons. Gene Ontology annotation, molecular function: protein binding; delayed rectifier potassium channel activity. Gene Ontology annotation, biological process: protein homooligomerization; potassium ion transmembrane transport.
UACCGUCAUUUACCGUCAGUGCCUUGGAACUGUCACUAAGUUCUCCACCUCUUCAGGACAGCAUUGGGAUUUCUCACUAACAUGAAAGCUGCAUAUUUGUUUGUUUUUUUGUCUUAUUAAAUUCAAGAGAUAAGAAAGAGACGUCAGGCUACAUCACACCACGGCGUCGUUGAUUAUUAUAUGUAUCCGUGAGCCUUGGGUACCCAUGACCCUGUCACCGGUUCACGGGUUGUCCUUCCUUGGACCACUUUUGGUAGGUACUAACCACUGCAUAACGGGAACACCCCACAAGACCUGCCGUUUUUUUGGAGACGCUCUGACCCAGUUGGCUAACCAUAACAGUUUGGCCCUUGUAAAAGUCUCUCAGAUCCUUACACUUGCCCAUUUUUCCUACUUCCAACACAUCAACUUUGAGAAGUAUUGGCACCCUAUCUGGCCGGCUCUCGAAAGUAUUGGCACCCCGCACGGCCAGCUCUCAAAAAAGAACUGGCGCCCUUGACGGUCGGCUCUAAAAAGUAUUGGCGCACUACACGGCCAGCUCUAACAGUGCUGGCGCCCUAUUUGUCCGGCUCUCGAAAGUAUUGGCGCCCUACGCGGGCGGCUCUCGAAAGUAUUGGCGCCCCGUCCCGGUUUCGCCACGGCAAGCACCACUCACAUUUUCUUCAGGAAAUGUACCGGUUUAGUUAAUUUUAUUAUUUUGAUUGAUUUGUUAUUUUAAUAAUUUUAUUGACUGUUGGAGGAUUUUUAGAGGCAAUGUUAAUGUUUGUCAUUUUAGAUAAAUAAUAAAAAAAAAACACUAUAAUGAAUUUUUGUAUUCAGUAAUAACUUUGAUUGGCCAGAUAGUGUAUUAAUAACCUUUUAUUUAUUUAUUUUUUUUGCCUAUUUAAUACCUUUAUAUAUAUAUAUCUCACAUCAUAUUAAUAUUGUAAACUGUGACCAAACCCAUAAGCGAUUCUGAAUAAAAGCGCGCAUUACUUCAUAGACAGCACUCACAGAUUGCGCGCUUUGAUAUGUUUAUCCCAGGCAGCAGAGGCACGCUCCCGUGCAUGCGCGCGCCGUGGAUGCGGAUGCGCGCAGAAGGAGCGCGCACUGCGCCUCCGUGAAAUCCUUCCUUCCUGCGGGCGCGCGUGUGUGUAUGAGACUGCGUGUGCAAGUGUGUGAGAGUGUGUGUCUAUGUGUGUGUGCGAGCGCGUGCGGCAUCGCCCAUCUGCAGCAUGGACACAGCACUGUAAAAUGGCACGAUUAGGAACCAAACGACGGAAAGUCGGAGUUUAUUGAGCCUUAACACGCGAUGCGCGUCGUUAAAAUGAGCGGAAGGGAUGCAAGAGUGCACGAGCCCGGUAUCUGAAUGCAUACCAUUCUCAGAAGAAAAAAAAAAAACAACAACAGCUGAAUUUGUACCAGUUUAGUAGGAAAUACUGCUGGAGUGCCAUUUCUUUAACACCCAAAAUGCAACCUGAGGAAAAUAGGGAAUGGAAACUCAGAGGCUCCGAUGUUUGAUCAUCUGUAAACGAUGGAUACAUAAAAAGGUCGAUGACAGCGUCCCGUUUGCUCGGCGCCCUUCGUCUGGGUGGAGGAUCAGGAUCACUGCAGCACAGAGAAACGCCAAGCCGCACCGACAUACGCAGAGGAACCUCCACUCGGAAGGACCUGCAAAUGAUCCCGCUGUGUGUUUUGAGGGUCAGAGGUAAUCCUGGAUCCUCAUCUGACGUGUGAGAAGGUCAAAGACGUAGCGCGCACUCUUCCCCUACCUGUCCUUCACCCACUCUUCGCAUCAUGACCGUCGCUACAAGUGACCACAUAGAUGAAGCUGCGGCUCAUCCGGGUCAACCUCAGGACAUGUACGACCCGGAACCAGACCAUGAGUGCUGCGAGCGUGUGGUCAUUAACAUCUCAGGUCUACGAUUUGAGACACAGCUUAAGACGCUCUCUCAGUUCCCUGAUACUUUACUCGGGGACCCUAAAAAGAGGAUGCGCUACUUUGAUCCGCUAAGGAACGAGUACUUUUUUGACCGGAAUCGACCCAGCUUCGAUGCCAUCCUGUACUAUUAUCAGUCCGGUGGACGGCUACGGCGGCCAGUUAACGUCACUUUGGAUAUUUUCUCCGAGGAGAUUCGCUUCUACGAACUCGGCGAGGAAGCCAUCGAGAUUUUCAGGGAGGAUGAAGGAUUUAUUAAAGAGGAAGAGAAACUACUGCCCGAGAACGAGUUUCAAAGGCAGGUGUGGUUGUUGUUUGAGUAUCCGGAAAGUUCCGGUCCAGCCCGAAUUAUUGCCAUCAUUUCCGUCAUGGUCAUCUUGAUUUCAAUCGUCAGUUUCUGCCUAGAGACGCUACCUAUUUUUCGCAACGAGGAGGAGCUGCGCAAAACCUACAACAGCGACUCCAACUCUACAGUGAUCAGUACAUCCAACUACUUUACCGACCCCUUUUUCAUCCUGGAGACUCUCUGCAUCAUCUGGUUCUCCUUCGAGUUCCUUGUCCGCUUCUUUGCGUGUCCGAGUAAGGCAGGCUUCUUCGUGAACAUCAUGAACAUCAUUGACAUUGUCGCUAUCAUUCCGUAUUUCAUAACGCUGGGGACUGAGUUGGCUGAAAGUCCAGAAGAUGGUCAACAGGGUCAACAGGCGAUGAGUUUAGCAAUUCUCAGAGUGAUCCGAUUGGUGCGAGUCUUCAGGAUCUUCAAGCUGUCACGCCACUCAAAAGGUCUUCAGAUUCUGGGUCAGACUCUCAAGGCGAGCAUGCGAGAACUGGGGCUUCUUAUCUUCUUCCUCUUCAUCGGAGUCAUCCUCUUCUCCAGUGCCGUGUACUUUGCAGAAGCAGACGAACCAGAUUCACAGUUUAUCAGCAUUCCGGAUGCUUUUUGGUGGGCAGUAGUAUCCAUGACCACUGUAGGAUAUGGAGAUAUGGUUCCGACCACCAUUGGGGGUAAAAUCGUCGGAUCGUUGUGUGCUAUCGCUGGUGUCUUGACCAUCGCUCUUCCAGUCCCUGUCAUCGUGUCCAACUUUAACUACUUCUACCACAGAGAGACAGAGGGAGAGGAGCAGGCACAAUACCUCAACGUGACCAGCGUCCCUAAGAUUGACUCGACGGAGGAUCUGAAAAAGAGCCGAAGCGUUUCCAGCAUGAGUAAAUCUGACUACAUGGAGAUCCAGGAGGCCGUGAACAACAGCAAUGAGGAUUUCCGUGGAGAGAACCUCAAAACCGGCAACUGCACGCAUGCUAACACCAACUAUGUCAACAUCACCAAGAUGCUCACCGAUGUAUAGCUGGAUAUUUCUUGCAAGUAGAGGACAGAUUGAAAAGCUUUUUGGGAAGGGAUAUGCCAUGUUUAUCUCUGUUUCCAUGGCUUUAGGAUGCUGAAGAUUAGAGAAGCGGCAAUUGACGAGGCAAAUGAUCAACAGAUCUUUUGGAGAAUGUGAAAAAAAUUCCACUUGUAGUGGAUUUGAGAUAAAAGUUGUGUGUGCUAACCAUGUCAUCACCAUAACCUUAACUAUUCACCAACUGCAGCAGGAAUACCUAUCACUUAUUUAUAAUCGGGAGACCGUUCCCUCAUCUCUGCUUGUAGCCAAAUUCGUAGCCAAACCACUAGAAAUGCUAGCAAAGGUACCGUAAGGGACCAUCGCUAAACUGUCAACUCAAAGAGGACUUUCCUCUUC